AGUGAGAAAUGUGGGGGGAAGAAGGCGUUAUCUUCCGCGUUAGGCUGUGUCAGUGUGUGUGCCUGCGAGGCGACCUAAAGACACUAGAGAUAAUUCGCUACAUGUUGAAAUGUGAUAAUAAAACGGAGAGAAAAAGAGGAAAUAAGUCUUUCCGUGGUCGCUUCUUCUGCUUUAGCGAGUUUAAUUGUGUAGGAGCGCCAGCGGAUAACAGUAAGGCAAGAUGAGGGACCGACUGGGUGAGCUGCAGACCAAGCUUGCGGGAGAGGACAGGCCUGAGGAUGGCCAGGAGGACCACACCACCGAGGCUGAGGACCUGGAGCUACACACCAUCGUGUUUGAGGGAGAGGAUGUGAUGGACAGCAUCUACAAAGAGGCCCAGGCUUUGAGGAAGGAGAUUCUGCUGCUCAAAAUGGACGUGAAGCGUCUCGGGAAGCAGAACACCAGGUUCCUCACGUCUGUUCGGAGGAUCAGCAGCAUCAAACGGGACUCCAACGCGCUCGGACGGGACAUCAAAGCCAAAGGGGAAGCCAUUUACGCUCGGCUGGAGAAGCUGGGGAGGCUGAGCAAAGAGCUGGAGGGGGAGCACGGGCCUACAUCAGCUUUGGCUCGCAUGGUGCGUUCCCAGUGUGUUUCUCUAAACAACGCUUUCCACGAGGCCAUAUCUGAGUACAACGAGGCUGAGAUGGUCCAGAAGGAGAACUGCAAGACCCGCAUCCAGAGGCAAGCGGAGAUCAUGGGCAAGGAGGUGAGCAGGGAGCAGAUCGAUGAGAUGAUCGAGACAGGCAAGUGGAACGUCUUCUCUGAUAAUCUCCUCCUGGAGGGAAGGACUACCAGAUCUGCUCUCAAUGAGAUUGAGAACCGGCACAAGGAGCUGCUGGAGCUGGAGGGCCGCAUCAGGGACAUUCAUGAGCUUUUCUUCCAGAUGGCCCAGCUGGUGGAGGAGCAGGGCUACAUGCUGGACAACAUAGAAGCAAAUGUAGGUGCGACUCAGGACUAUGUUGUCAAGGCCACAGUUCAGAUCAAGAAGGCUGUGAAAUACAAGAAAAACAAUCCAUGCAAGAAACUCUUUUGUUGUUGCUUCCCUUGCUGCAAUUAAGACAGCAUCAGUGUCAUUUUUCCCCUCCAUGUCAUGAGACAUCAUGAUUAGAUCCCAGUCAGCUUUUCACACCACACACUCGGCCAUGUGAAAAUGUAUGCAGUGAGAUACGGGUGUUGCAUUUCCUGAUUGUUACUGAGAAAAGCAUUUGCAUGAUAACUUUUAACACAUCUUUAUUUCAAUCCAUACAUCUCAGCUUUGGCUUUUAACGUUCAGCUUUAAACUUUGAAAUGUUAUAACUAAGAUAAUUUAAGUAAUGUAAAUAAGUAUAUAAACUACAGUUUUCACAGCCUGAAAUGUAGCUACUCUGUAAACUGGAACUUGAAGCAGGUCUUUUUCUUAGUACAGCCGUUGCUUAACAAGUCUUAAGACAUAAACAACACUCACAACCCGGACUGUGAAUGUGGUUAGCUGGGCAGGCAAGAUAGAUCUGUGUGGAUGGUGCAACUACGUGUGCAACUACAUGUCAGCCACCCCCAUGUAUAGUUUGUAAGCCAGGGCUUUGUGUUUCUCAAGAUUUGUUGCUUCAAAUGAAAAAACACACUCUUAUUGCCUCCACUUUUCGGAGAUUAAACAAUGUCAUCUUCAAUCACAUGCUUUCCUGUGGCUUCACUGAUCCUGCCCAUCACUGGCACACAGUCAAAGUCAAUCAGAUUUGCGUCAUCGGGCAGGUUUUCUCAGAUUGUUCCAUACAAAAGGACGCCAGAAUCAAUGUGUACAUGGGUGUUGGUUUAGGUAGUCAAUAGAGAAUGGGGAAUGAAUCUGGUCAGGGUAGGCUACUGUCUGUUUGCACAGCAAGCAUAAUCCAUUGUCUUGUGAGUGUAAUGAUAGUACAAUUCAAAAGACCUUUAUUUUCCUGUGUGUGGCAGUCCAUCGCCCACUGGGGGAUUCCCAGUUACCACCCAUGAAACUGAAGCAUUAAGCAAAGAGGCUCUGAGACCAUCAUCCCUCUUCAUACUGUAGGCUAUGUGUACUGAGACACCAGUGGGUGUUUUCAUACUGACUGUUCUUUGUUGAAAUGCUGUAGGCUACUUCCUUAGCAGUGCGGUGUGGUUUGUGGUGGGCAGUUACUGGCAGAGUGACACUACGGCGUCAUAACUUUACUCAGGUAGACCUACCUGUUGGAUAUAUAUUACACGACAUGGGCAUGUUGAUGUAUGUAUCAAUAGCUGAGUGGCUAGGGCGUUGAGAUUAGCCUUUUCUCGGGUUCGAAACCAACUGCUGGUAGCAUAUUAGUGGUUGUUAUUAUCAAAUAUCAUUAUAUUGGCUUGUAUGAUAAGAGAAGAAUACAUAAAAAGUGACUUAAUGGAUAAGAGGAAUUCAAAUUUAUUUUACGUUUGUGUGUUAAAAGCUUUGAUGUGGCACUGGCAGAUGAUAUGUGAUUAUAGCUACAUUUUUGUGUUUAACUUUCACGCCGGCCCUUUCCAUGCAUGUGUACAUGUAGCUAGCACAGUCACAGUAGCUGGGGACGGUUUUCAGCAUUUCAGCGUUUUGUGGCUCUAAAGUUGCGAAGAGAACUCGCACCUGAGACAAUUAACAAAGUAAUGGACGUUCGGAAACCGAGAGAAGAAACACAAACACUCUAAUUCAGAUGAUAAACCAGAUCCCUGACCCCCUGAUUCAUGAGGCCACCUCUGAGAUGUGGUGAAUGUUGGACAGGGUGAGCUGCGCCUCCCGCGCUGGGUAGAAACGCCUGGAGCGAAGCCACAGCCUCCCAAACACUCCAGUGAUCAGCAGCAAGACAACCAGCAGUCCUCCGAGGACAAAGGUCUCCACAGGAGGGACUCCACCUGCAUCUACAUAGAAAAGGACCCAGGGUAUACCUGUCCCGGAUGAAGGUGUACUGAAUAUUGCUGUAUGGAUCACUGGUUGGUGUGGCCCAGCAUCUCUCCAUACGCAGCAUCAGUUGAGCCGGUAUC
This is a messenger RNA of Etheostoma spectabile (orangethroat darter), 3015 nucleotides long. RefSeq names its product syntaxin 11a (gene stx11a). Gene Ontology annotation, cellular component: endomembrane system; plasma membrane; synaptic vesicle. The transcript has 4 exons. Gene Ontology annotation, molecular function: SNARE binding; SNAP receptor activity. Gene Ontology annotation, biological process: synaptic vesicle fusion to presynaptic active zone membrane; exocytosis; intracellular protein transport. Bases 221 to 1096 code for a protein of 291 amino acids. Lineage: Eukaryota; Metazoa; Chordata; Actinopteri; Perciformes; Percidae. The record is from RefSeq and is a predicted model, not a curated record.